Babesia bigemina is the source of this 3747-nucleotide messenger RNA. RefSeq lists its product as hypothetical. The record is from RefSeq and is a predicted model, not a curated record. The transcript has a single exon. Lineage: Eukaryota; Apicomplexa; Aconoidasida; Piroplasmida; Babesiidae. Bases 1 to 3747 code for a protein of 1248 amino acids.
AUGAGGUGGUGCAUCUCUGUGGUUCUGCUGCUUUUCAGCACUAUCAAUGUUUAUGCGCAGACAUCGUCGCCACUUGUCCCACCACCUAUUCCACUAACGCCGACAGAGAAGGAGAAACUUAAUCGUUUGCGUCGAUCAGGCGAUGGAUACUCUAAAAAACGGGUUGAGGUGAACGUAACCAGCAAUGAUGUUACGAAUGUUGUGGACGCAGACAAGGUUCACGUUCCUGGGGUAACAACGGAGGAGGCCUCUAAUUUCGAAGGCCCACGUGAUAUUGUACAACCUACAAGCACUACCGUCAACGAUGAUAUCAGUAUACCUGAAAUCGUGGAUCCAUAUUCGCCGUCUGCUGGAAACGAAUGGGACUUUCUGGGUUCCAGCCUCGUAGACGGCAGUAAAUCGACAAAACCGGCUGGGUCGAAAGUGCUCUUCGAUCAUGAUACUAGUGUUUGGAGCCAGAAGGAUGAUGAGGCUGCAGGUUCUAAAACUGAUAACGAGGAAGUGUUUCGUUACAGAGAUGUGCGCGAUGUUGACAAUCGUAUACUAUUAAAGAGCUUAAUAAACGACAUAGAGGGCAACUAUCAAUGGGAGCCCAAGUCUGCAGCUUCGUUGCAAGCUCAAAAGAAAUGGGACUUUGUCUUUAACAGCCUGCUACACGAUGAUGAGAACGUAGCCCCCCCAAAGUCAUCGGAAAUCGACAUUGCUCGACUCAUCGAUAAUGCGGAGAGUCGAAAUCCACCACCGUUCGUUAAAAAGUCGCAACCGAAAUUCAAACGUUUCAUCUUCAAGCCAUAUGUCCCAAAGCUGGAGCUGGGGGAUGGAGCCCCGAAGACUGCUAAACAGAGAUGGAAAUUACUUGCCUCCAACCUGCGAGACGUCAUUGACAAAGGCAAUAAACCAGUGGAAGUUUCAACCGACAUCAGUGAGGCCGAUAUGAACAAAGAUGACAAUAACACACCUGCACCGUCUUCCGAAGAGAAAGUGGCCAUAGUUGCUCCUGGGGUUAGCGAGACUGAGGUACCAACAAGCACUACCGACGAGAUCGAGAACAAUGUACCUGAGACUGUAGACGAAAUCCCUGCUGCUGAGGAGGAGAUCGAAAUCGAGGAGGAGGAAGUCCCUGAGAUAGAGGAGACUGAGGAGCCAAUGAUCACUCCUAUCGAGGAGGUUGAGGAAGUCGUCCCUGAGGUCAUCGAGGAGACCCCUGCUGCUGAGGAGGAGAUCGAAAUCGAGGAGGAGGAAGUCCCUGAGAUUGAGGAGACUGAGGAGCCAAUGAUCACUCCUAUCGAGGAGGUUGAGGAAGUCGUCCCUGAGAUCAUCGAGGAGACCCCCGCUGCUGAGGAGGAGAUCGAAAUCGAGGAGGAGGAAGUCCCUGAGAUUGAGGAGACUGAGGAGCCAAUGAUCACUCCUAUCGAGGAGGUUGAGGAAGUCGUCCCUGAGAUCAUCGAGGAGACCCCCGCUGCUGAGGAGGAGAUCGAAAUCGAGGAGGAGGAAGUCCCUGAGAUUGAGGAGACUGAGGAGCCAAUGAUCACUCCUAUCGAGGAGGUUGAGGAAGUCGUCCCUGAGGUCAUCGAGGAGACCCCCGCUGCUGAGGAGGAGAUCGAAAUCGAGGAGGAGGAAGUCCCUGAGAUAGAGGAGACUGAGGAGCCAAUGAUCACUCCUAUCGAGGAGGUUGAGGAAGUCGUCCCUGAGAUCAUCGAGGAGACCCCCGCUGCUGAGGAGGAGAUCGAAAUCGAGGAGGAGGAAGUCCCUGAGAUUGAGGAGACUGAGGAGCCAAUGAUCACUCCUAUCGAGGAGGUUGAGGAAGUCGUCCCUGAGAUCAUCGAGGAGACCCCCGCUGCUGAGGAGGAGAUCGAAAUCGAGGAGGAGGAAGUCCCUGAGAUUGAGGAGACUGAGGAGCCAAUGAUCACUCCUAUCGAGGAGGUUGAGGAAGUCGUCCCUGAGAUCAUCGAGGAGACCCCCGCUGCUGAGGAGGAGAUCGAAAUCGAGGAGGAGGAAGUCCCUGAGAUUGAGGAGACUGAGGAGCCAAUGAUCACUCCUAUCGAGGAGGUUGAGGAAGUCGUCCCUGAGGUCAUCGAGGAGACCCCCGCUGCUGAGGAGGAGAUCGAAAUCGAGGAGGAGGAAGUCCCUGAGAUUGAGGAGACUGAGGAGCCAAUGAUCACUCCUAUCGAGGAGGUUGAGGAAGUCGUCCCUGAGAUCAUCGAGGAGACCCCUGCUGCUGAGGAGGAGAUCGAAAUCGAGGAGGAGGAAGUCCCUGAGAUUGAGGAGACUGAGGAGCCAAUGAUCACUCCUAUCGAGGAGGUUGAGGAAGUCGUCCCUGAGGUCAUCGAGGAGACCCCUGCUGCUGAGGAGGAGAUCGAAAUCGAGGAGGAGGAAGUCCCUGAGAUUGAGGAGACUGAGGAGCCAAUGAUCACUCCUAUCGAGGAGGUUGAGGAAGUCGUCCCUGAGGUCAUCGAGGAGACCCCUGCUGCUGAGGAGGAGAUCGAAAUCGAGGAGGAGGAAGUCCCUGAGAUUGAGGAGACUGAGGAGCCAAUGAUCACUCCUAUCGAGGAGGUUGAGGAAGUCGUCCCUGAGGUCAUCGAGGAGACCCCUGCUGCUGAGGAGGAGAUCGAAAUCGAGGAGGAGGAAGUCCCUGAGAUUGAGGAGACUGAGGAGCCAAUGAUCACUCCUAUCGAGGAGGUUGAGGAAGUCGUCCCUGAGAUCAUCGAGGAGACCCCUGCUGCUGAGGAGGAGAUCGAAAUCGAGGAGGAGGAAGUCCCUGAGAUAGAUGAGACUGAGGAGCCGUCUUGCACCGUCGAGGAGGUUGAGGAAGUCGUCCCUGAGGUCAUCGAGGAGACCCCCGCCGCUGAGGAGGAUGUUAAGAUUCCUGAGGUUGAUUUGCCGACGAGAUUUACGUCUGAGGAAGAACGCAAGAGAGCUUCAGAUAGGAGGAAAGCUUUUAGAGGUGCAGGCACGAAGCACUUGGACUACCAAUUCAUUCCCGUUGUGAAAUAUGGAGCUACGGACAACGCAUCAACUUCGUCUAAGGAUAGAGUGAAGAUCCGCGUUUUGAAUGUCCCGCAUCGUGGAAGCAGAAGGCCACUAAGGGGAAAGCCAGCCGACGAUGUGAAUAUGUUGGCUGAUGAAUCUAGCACUACUCCGAUCUCUCCGGUAGUGGAAGAACCGAUUUGUGCUUACCGUAUCAAACGACGUGAUGACGAGGAAUCUAGCAUUGCUGAUGAGUCUGUAUCCGAUCUGUAUGGUAAAAAGGCUUCGAAGGUGAAGGACAAAGAUUCUUCCGUCGCUGAUGCGAUAGUCGAAGGCAACAGCGAAAAUGUUGAUUUCGAUCUUGAGAAAUUACUUGCAGAUGAGCGCCGUGAUAGCUUCGAUCUUGCCGAUGGAUUAGCUUCUGAUAACGGCUCAGGGUCAUCUGAUGUCAACGGUGGUGCAGCAGGUGCAAAUAACGACUCACGAGCGUCUGCUGUCGAUAGUGGAAUAUUUGGUGGAGCUAACUUGCCGGGGUCUGCUGUUGACUGUGGAGCAGUAAAUGGCGUUAGUUCGGAGGGCUCCAAAACUGAUAAGAACUAUAACUUCGAUCUCGAUGAAGCGCUACCCUCUGACGUUGACUUCACAGGAGACUCUGAUGCUGAAGAAGAGAAAAAAGAGACUGAGGUUGAAUCUAAAGAUACUGUGAAACCUGAACCCAAAAAAACAGGCGGUGUACGGCAAUUUUUCACCAAUCUCUUCUGCUGUGGUUCCGGCAAAUAA